Camellia sinensis is the source of this 423-nucleotide messenger RNA. The record is from RefSeq and is a predicted model, not a curated record. Lineage: Eukaryota; Viridiplantae; Streptophyta; Magnoliopsida; Ericales; Theaceae.
AUGCAAGUCCUCUAUGUUCAGGUUUGGAGUGACAUUAAAGCACCAGACAUGAUGAAUUUUGGUGAUAUUAACUCUUAUACUUUGCUUGUUUUCUCAAAUGUUAAUAGGCUUAUUGUCAGUGGAACUGGACAAAUUGAUGGUACUGAAAAAUCUUGGUGGGAUUCCUGUCCAAAGGGAACAAAUUGCAAGACGAGGCCUGCUGCUUUGACGUUCAAUCGGUGUAACAACCUUCAGCUAAGUGGAUUGAGGCAUGUCAAUAGCGCAAAUAACCGCAUUUCGAUUACCAACUGUGCAGUUGCCACCAUCUCAAACAUUCAUAUAACUACACCUAAAACUAGCCCUAACACCGAUGGCAUUGACAUCAGCAAUUCCACCCGUAUUCAGAUUCACGAUUCUUACAUUGGAACUGGUUUCAUUUUUUAA